UAUACACAGAGGCAUUGGGCGCUGAAAAGGAAGGCGUUCAGCCUGGACGCAGAUAGGCAACAGCAACACUGACUUUUAUUUACACGUUUUCCGUUACUGUGCUUUCGAGCAUCGUGACACCGAGCACAGCGUGAACCAUGGCUGACAAAGAAGUGUACGAUGAUGCCGUGGAAGAAAGAGUCAUUAAUGAAGAGUACAAGAUCUGGAAGAAGAACACACCUUUCCUCUACGACCUGGUCAUGACCCAUGCACUCGAGUGGCCCAGCCUCACUGUCCAGUGGCUCCCAGACGUUCGCAGACCAGAGGGGAAGGACUACACCGUCCACCGGCUGGUCUUAGGCACCCAUACGUCAGAUGAGCAGAACCACCUUGUGAUUGCCAGUGUCCAAGUACCAAAUGAUGACGCUCAGUUCGAUGCCUCGCAUUACGACAGUGACAAAGGAGAGUUCGGUGGCUUUGGUUCAGUCAGUGGUAAAAUAGAGAUUGAGAUCAAGAUCAACCACGAAGGUGAGGUGAACAGAGCUCGCUACAUGCCCCAGAAUCCCUGCAUCAUCGCCACCAAGACUCCCACGUCUGACGUGUUGGUCUUCGACUACACCAAACACCCGUCUAAGCCAGAUCUCAGUGGGGAGUGUAGCCCUGACCUGAGGCUCAAAGGUCACCAGAAAGAAGGAUAUGGACUUUCCUGGAACCCCAACCUCAGUGGGAACCUCCUCAGUGCCUCCGACGACCACACCAUCUGUCUGUGGGACAUUGGAGGAAGCCCAAAGGAAGGAAAGAUUUUGGACGCCAAGACCAUUUUCACUGGACACACGGCAGUGGUGGAAGACGUGUCCUGGCAUUUGCUCCACGAGUCUCUGUUUGGUUCAGUGGCCGACGACCAGAAGCUCAUGAUUUGGGACACUCGCUCCAACAACACGUCCAAACCCAGUCACGCAGUAGACGCUCACACGGCGGAGGUCAACUGUCUGAGCUUCAACCCUUACAGUGAGUUCAUCCUGGCCACCGGAUCAGCUGACAAGACAGUUGCAUUGUGGGAUUUGCGGAACCUGAAGCUCAAGCUCCACUCGUUUGAGUCCCACAAAGAUGAAAUCUUCCAGGUACAAUGGUCUCCUCAUAAUGAGACCAUUCUGGCCUCCAGUGGAACUGACCGACGCCUCAACGUCUGGGAUCUCAGCAAAAUUGGAGAGGAACAGUCGGCUGAAGAUGCUGAGGACGGUCCACCAGAGCUGCUGUUCAUCCACGGCGGUCACACCGCUAAGAUCUCAGACUUCUCCUGGAACCCCAACGAACCCUGGGUCAUCUGCUCGGUGUCAGAAGACAACAUCAUGCAAGUCUGGCAGAUGGCGGAAAACAUCUACAACGACGAGGAGCCAGACAACACCCCUGCAUCAGAGCUGGAAGCUCAGGGAUCCUAAGCAGCUCUGCACAAAUCUGUCAAGGCUCCCCCUCCCUCCCCCCUGCCCCCAAAUCUACUCCCUGAAAUUCCCGAUCCCAAACUCAAGUCACAGUUUGCAGCUUCUCUGUUCCACUUCACUCAAAUACUAAAACGUCAAACUCAUUCCCUCCACACUGAUCAUGUGUGGCCCAGGUUCCUGAAGCACUUGGAUUAGAUUAUAAUCUGAGCUCCAAUGUCUGGGAGGGGAGGGAAGGGGGGGAUGGGGGUCACUCACACUGGUCAUGCCCAACAGAACAAGUGUCAUUUCUUUCCAUUUGGACUCUCAAUAAACCAGUCACAAAGGCUUCUGUGAAGACAUAAAUGUUGGAAGAAAACUAGGUUUACAUACAUUUUACAUUGAUGCCAACUCCCACCCCGCCCCCACCUGCCAUGAGAACGCUUGGCCAUAAUGGUUGUAUCUAGAGCUUUGCAUAAAGAAACAUUCCUGUCUUUUCUUUUUUCCCCUCCUGGUCAAACUGAGGCUCUGCUGCACCUGGUACUUACACACAUGGUAUCCUGUAUUGACACUGUUGGAACCAGGAGUUCUCUGGUCACUGAGGGCAGGUUUUCAGGUUCUGGCCCCAGCACGGACUACUUAAUACUAAUUCUGACAGCAGUUUAGAGACAAACAGCCGAUUGGUCACUUUACACCAUUCAUUUCGUCAUGAUUUCAACGCAUUUUAUGGUUUAUGAUGCAUGCUGCCGAUUUAGCCAGUGAAAACGUUGAGUUGCUGCCGAGUCUAUGAGACCUGGGUUCAAGAUGACGUGUUUCUGUUGUAUGUGUUUAGAUGUUGAGCAA
This is a messenger RNA of Cynoglossus semilaevis (tongue sole), 2237 nucleotides long. RefSeq names its product RB binding protein 7, chromatin remodeling factor (gene rbbp7). Gene Ontology annotation, molecular function: protein binding. The coding region runs from base 138 to 1418 and encodes 426 amino acids. Lineage: Eukaryota; Metazoa; Chordata; Actinopteri; Pleuronectiformes; Cynoglossidae. The transcript has 12 exons. The record is from RefSeq and is a predicted model, not a curated record.